Molecule: messenger RNA, 2941 nt
Organism: Mesocricetus auratus (golden hamster)
Lineage: Eukaryota; Metazoa; Chordata; Mammalia; Rodentia; Cricetidae
Product: zinc finger protein 54-like
Exons: 6
Coding region: 539-1945 (468 amino acids)
Biological process (GO): negative regulation of transcription by RNA polymerase II
Molecular function (GO): DNA-binding transcription repressor activity, RNA polymerase II-specific; RNA polymerase II cis-regulatory region sequence-specific DNA binding
Source: RefSeq, a predicted model, not a curated record
UGAUGGCCUAGUGGGAGGAGCCAGGGCAAUUGAGCUGUGGCUGCACGGGGCCGGAAAACUCACCGCAGCCAGACCAACCUCCUGCACCUAGAGUGGACCACAGCCAGCGUGACAGGGACAGCGUCCCAGCUAGGAUGUGAAAGCUCACCCGGGCCACGGGAGUCUCAUGGGGGCUGCCUGCAAAACUCAAGCCCGGUCAGAGCAUCGCAGUGGCGGGAGCCACAGGCCCAGGGCCUGGGAAAAUAGCAGUGGACCGACACAUGCCCAAGCUGUUGUGUUUUAUUCUAUUGUUGACAUGCAGUGAUGUGGCUAUGGACUUUUCCCUGGAGGAGGAGGAGCACUUAGACCCUGCCCGGAGAGCUGUCUACAAAAACCUGACAGUAGCGAACUACACCAGUCUGAUUUCUGGGGGUCUUACACUGAUGCGCCAUCCCUGGAGCAACACAAAGAGCCCUGGAAAAUAAAGAGGAGGAAAUCACAAAGGAGCAGAAGAGGUCCUGUCAUUGUUACUCACACAAGAGGCUGAGAGAAGGGACAAAUGGAUGGUCCUCUGGUGAACACAUCUCAAGGUUACUUGACAUUCAAGGAUGUGGCUGUGGACUUCUCCCAGGAGGAGUGGGAAUGUCUGGACUCUGUUCAGAGAGCUUUGUACAUUGAUGUGAUGUUGGAGAAUUACAGAAAUCUGGUCUCUGUGGAGAACUAUUGCAUGUGUGCUAUUGUCCAUCAACAAGUGGAUUGUGAAGAGAAGUAUUCUAAAUGCAAUGAGCUUGAUGAAAUGCUUCAUGAAUCCACCAGAUGCACAGUUUAUAAAACAAGUAAUACUCUAGAAAACUCUAGUAUCUUUAGCUGUGACUCUAGUUACAGGGAUGCCUCGAUUCAGUCAUCAAACUUUAAUAGAUAUCGAAGCAUACAUGCUAGAGAAGAAACUUGCAAAUAUAAAAACUCAUCAUUUGCUUCUACCUACAAACUUAUGCAACAAGCAAUCUGUAUUGGAGAGAAACCACACAAAUUUAGGAAGUGUGGAAAAUGCUUUGGUUCCUGCUCAAGUCUCACUGAACAUCCAAGAGUUCAUAUUGAAAAAAAGCUGUAUAAAUGUGAUGUUUGUGACAAAUCUUUUACCCAUUGUUCAAAUCUUAGAACACAUAAAAAAAUUCAUACUGGAGAGAAACCUUAUAGAUGCAAAGAAUGUGGUAAGUCUUUCCUUCAGUUGUCAGCUCUUAAAAGCCAUUACAUUGUUCAUACUGGAGAGAAGCCUUUCAAAUGUCAGGAAUGUGACAAAUCCUUUGCCCACUGUUCCACUUUCAGGAGACAUAAGAAAAUCCACACUGCUGAGGAACUAUAUAGUUGUCAAGAAUGUGGCAAGGUGUUUUAUCAGUUGCUAUACCUUAAAAGCCAUUACAGAACCCAUAUUGGUGAGAAGCCUUACAAAUGCAACGAGUGUGACAGAUCAUUUAUUCACUGUUCAUCUUUUAGAAAGCAUCAGAAAAUACAUUCUGUAGAGAAACUGUAUAUGUGCAAAGAAUGCGGUAAGUCUUUCCUUGAGUUGUCACAUCUUAAAAGGCAUUACAGAACCCAUACUGGAGAGAAGCCUUAUAAAUGUGAAGUAUGUGACAAAUCCUUUACCACAAACUCAAUUCUGAAAACACAUCAGAAAAUUCACUCUGGAGAGAAACCUUACAAAUGCAAAGACUGUGACAAAUCUUUUACCCAGCAUUCAAAUCUUAGAAGGCAUCAGAGAAUUCACACUGGAGAGAAGCCUUACAAAUGUCAGGAAUGUGAGAAAUAUUUCACCCGGUUCUCAACUCUUAGAAGGCAUCAGAAGAUUCACACUGUAGAUAAAAAUGCUAUUGUAAGUAAGGUGGCAUAUCCUGUAUCCCGAUCUUUAUCGUUGAGAGCCACAACAGGAUCUAUAAUAGAGAGAAACAAGGACAUCAGAAACUUUUGAAACCGUUUAAUGAAGGUUGAAAUCGUAGAAAAUAUCACAAGAAUUUACACUAGAGAAAAUUCUUGCAGGUAUAACCAUGUGGGAAAAUUUUUAAGAAAAACAUUUUUUGUAGUACAAUAUAAAAAGUAGAUAUAGCCGGGAGAUGGUGGCGCAUGCCUUUAAUCCCAGCACUCGGGAGGCAGAGGCAGGCAGAUCUCUGUGAGUUCGAGGCCGGGUUGGACCGAUAGCCUCCAAAACAAUACAGAGAAACCCUGUCUCAUAAAAACCAAAAAAAAAAAAAAAGUAGAUACAAUGAGGACAAAACGUAGGAGCCUAAAGAAUGGGACCAAGCUUUAGUUUUUGUACCAUUCCUGUAUAUCGGGAAAUGCAGACUGAAAAGAAACCAUGUGAAAUGUAUUACCUGUGUGUCAUCCUUGAGUCUUGUUGUUCAUGGAAAUUCCACAUGUUACAGAAUCCUCAUAACACAUUCAGUUUGUCAAAUUCUUUUUCUAAUGCCAAAAUUGUAGACACCCCAAAAAAAUCUCAUCCUGAAAGAAACCCAAGAAAAGGCCUUAAUAAAAAUUUGUUUUAUUCAUUAUGGAGCAAAACUUUGCAAAUAUCAAGAAUGUAAGAAACCUUCACAGAGGCAAGUAACAACACAUGCAUGCUCAUGAAUAAUAGCUCUGAAGGCUGCAAGAAAGUACAGGAAAAUCAUUUUUAAGUACUCACCAUUGAGGGGGUAUUUAAUCUUGCUUCAAAGUGUAAUAGAAGAGUCAUAUUAGAAAGACGAAGGCAUAAAGUCAUAGACAUUAUAAAGACCAGUGUGUUAUAAAGAACAAAACCAAAUGAAUACAUGGAUUUAUUAUGGAUUCCAGUGGAAGUGGAUUCUUAUAUUUGAGCAAAUAUGAAAACGCUGUUUAGAAAAGUUUUUUCUAGUGUUGGAGUUUGUUGAAAUGUGAACACAGUAGGUAUUUCACAGUUUGUUGAAAUGUGAACACAAGCUGUCUUGUUUGCAAA